Molecule: messenger RNA, 2057 nt
Organism: Cyprinus carpio (common carp)
Lineage: Eukaryota; Metazoa; Chordata; Actinopteri; Cypriniformes; Cyprinidae
Gene: creb3l2
Product: cAMP responsive element binding protein 3 like 2
Biological process (GO): regulation of transcription by RNA polymerase II
Molecular function (GO): DNA-binding transcription factor activity, RNA polymerase II-specific; cAMP response element binding
Source: RefSeq, a predicted model, not a curated record
CGGGACAUUGGAUAGAAAAGUUUAGCAUUUUUAAGGCGAAUAUGUUUAGUGUUUACAAACAGCGUAACAAAACAGAAACUGCUUGAAAGGCGCAUAUAAUAAUAUUUGCUCGGAAACAUCCGAAAUGUUUCCUGAAAGUAUCAGAGCCCCCAAACAGUCCUUUGUAAACAAAUUUUGCAACUCCCAUCAUUUCCCCGCCCCGAAUUCCUGCUCGUCUGAGAACGAAGGGGCGACAUUUCUCAAGGAAGCGGAGAGGAAAGUUCCGAUAACACUGGCGACGGACGCGCAAGUUAUACCCAACUUUGCGCUGACAGCACCAGAUUCACUCCGAAUCGCGACCUGACGAGUGUUUUGACGGACACGCUGACAAAUAGUCGUUUGUGGAGUCGUUGAAGCGACGCUGCGCGUGGCGAUUUACAGACACAGCUCGAGGCAUGGAAAUAAUGGACAGCGGGGAACCGUUCUUACAGUGGGACAAAAAUCUCAGCGAAUUGUCCGAACCCGGGGAAAACGACAUUUUAUACAGCACUCACUUCACCGAGCUGCUGGAUGAUCUGUCCCAAGAGGCUUUGCUGGGUCAGUUGUUAAGCGACCCGUUCCUGUCUGGCCGUGGAGAUGCUAUGGACACGGAGGAGGAUCUGACCCCUGCGUCUCCAGUGCCGCCGCACAUUCAAGCCGAGCACAGUUACUCUCUGUGCGGAGACUCGCGCCCACAGUCGCCCCUGUCCCAUCUGCCCGGGGAGCCCGGCAGUGACGCCGGUGACACAGACAAUGAUGAGUGGCCCAUGGAGCAGGAGGAUAAAGGGCUGAAGAUGGAGCCUCUGCUGCUGCCCACCUUGACCCUCACUCUGACCCCCGAGGGUCCCGCCUCUGAGCCUGUGACUGACGCCUCACUGACCCCUCCGGCCACUCAGGUGAAGGAGGACAGCAAGAGUCUCAGCCCUCAGAUUAAACUGGAGCCACACGAGGUGGAUCAGUUCUUAAACCUUUCACCCAAAGGCCUGGAGUCUCUGCAGAUGCCGCCCACUCCUCCCAGCUCUCACGGCAGCGACUCUGAGGGCAGUCAGAGUCCCGUUCACCCCUGUGCUCCCGCCAGUCCCACACAGACCCCCGCUGUCCUCAAGGUGGCGCCAAGAGCCCCGUCUUCCCUCUCCAGCUCUCCUCUGCUGACCGCACCUCAUAAACUACAGGGCUCCGGGCCUCUCCUGCUGACGGAGGAGGAGAAACGCACGCUCAUCGCUGAGGGAUACCCCGUGCCCACCAAACUGCCCCUGUCCAAAGCUGAGGAGAAAGCACUGAAGAAGAUCCGCAGAAAGAUCAAGAACAAGAUUUCAGCACAAGAGAGCCGCAGGAAAAAGAAAGAGUACAUGGACGCUUUAGAGAAGAAGGUGGAGACCUGCUCCAGCGAGAACAGUGAGUUACGCAGGAAAGUUGAAACACUGGAGUGCACCAACAAGUCUCUGCUGCAGCAGCUGCACUCACUGCAGGCGGCGGUGGCAGGAAAGGUCCCGCGGUCCUGCAGGGUGACGGGCACCCAGACCUCCACAUGCCUCAUGGUGGUGGUUCUGUGUUUUUCCGUGUUCUUGGGGAGUUUCUACCAAGGCCUGAGCCCCUGUUCCUCCAUCACCAAAACAGAGCUGAGCAGAGAGAUCUCCAUACAGGACUCGUACACCACCACAGUGAGGUCCAGGAACCUGCUGUCCAUUCCGGAGCACGGGGGUCUGGACGAGCCUCAUCCCUUCGGUCGGAUGGGAAUCACUAACCCGAACGUCACCCCGAAGUCCGAAUUAAUGGCGGCUUGGCGUUUAGAACAGCAGCACAAACAGGAGCAGGCGGAGCUUCGGGAAGCAGAGCCCCGCCCACUUAUUCUAAACACCAAUGAAACACGAGCGCAGAAGGCCAUUCUCAUAGACCUGCACUCACACAGGUCAGAUCAGUGGUCAAACGAGACGGCUAAAGUCAUACAGCUGGAGAGGACCUGAGAUCCCUGCAGCGGCGGGCCAUAGGCUUCAUAUUUAUAGUAUUGUUUUACUUAGAUGUCCUUUUUUAAAAUAAAC